Messenger RNA from Aureobasidium pullulans EXF-150, 654 nucleotides. Its product is annotated as Isochorismatase hydrolase. Bases 1 to 654 code for a protein of 217 amino acids. The transcript has a single exon. NCBI's taxonomy places the organism in Eukaryota, Fungi, Ascomycota, Dothideomycetes, Dothideales, Saccotheciaceae. The record is from RefSeq and is a predicted model, not a curated record.
AUGGCAACCAACACAACAACCUUCAACCCAUCCGACCCUUCAAACCCCGCCCACUACAGCCCCUCCCAAACAGCUCUCCUCCUCCUAGACUUCCACACAACCUUCCUAAAAGCCCUAGGUCCUUCCUCCUCACCCGCUGUAACCACCGCCGCAAACCUAAGAAAAUGGGCCAAAUAUCAAAAUAUCCAUGUCAUUCACUGCUUGGUCGAUACUUCAAAUCCUCCUUCUUUCUCUACAUGUAAACCCAAUAACAUGGUGGAAGAGGUUGUUGCAUCUAUGAUCGAGUCGCUCGAUGCUGGAGAACCUGCUUCUUUGGUGGAAAGCGUGGAUGGUGAUGGUGGAGAGGAGGUGACAUUUAUACGACCGGCUUGUUAUGGUUCUGCUCUCAAAUCACCGGGUCUUCUGCAACAUCUCCAGAAGAAUGGGAUUAAGUCUUUGGUGUUGGCAGGAAUAAGCAGUGCGGGAGUUAUAUUGAGGACGGCGUUGGCGGCAACGGAUGAGGAGUUUGUGGUUACGGUUGUGGAGGAUGGGUGUGCUGAGUUCAAGGAAGAGGUGCAUGAGGUUUUGAUGAGGGAUGUGUUGCCUGCGAGGGCUUAUGUCGUACGUGCUGGGGAGCUCAUGGAGGGAUAUGAGAGGGGGGCUAGGGGGGUGUGA